AUGCUCGCCGAGAAGAAUCGCCUGCACAAAGCCUACGCCGAAAAGACACAAAUUCUUCAGCGAUGGACAGAACACAUCCGAGGCGUCCUCACCCGUCCUUCCAUCAUCUCCGACGCCGCCAUCGCCCGUCUGCCUCAUGUGGUGACCAACGUCGAUGUAUACCUCUCGCUCUUUCUCCACGAAACCACCAGGGCCGUGCAGCAGCUCUCCAGCGGGAAAGCACCCGGAUCAAACGCAAUCCUUGCUGUGAUCUACAAGCAUGGUGACCCCCAACUCAUGGAUCAUCUGACCACAAUCUAGCAGGAGAUGUGGCGUCAAGGGGAAGUCCCGCGAGGUUUUAAGGAUGCCACAAUUGUCCAUCUCCAUAAGCGGAGAGGUAACCGCCAGUUCUGUGACAACCACCGAGGCAUCUCCUUGCUGAACAUCGCCGGGAAAGUCUUCGCUCGCAUCCUUCUCAACCGCCUGAACCACGAUCUGGGACAAGGUCUCCUACCGAAAAACAAGUGCGGUUUCCGCCGUUAUCGUGGGACCACGGACAUGAUCUUUGCCCCCCGUCAGGAGAUGCGGACUCAACUUUACUCUACCUUCUUGGAUCUGACGAAAGCCUUCGACACGGUGAAUCGCGAAGGAUUGUGGAAAAUCAUGCAGAAAUUCGGCUGUCCCAAACGAUUCACCCAGAUGGGGCGUCAGCCCCACGAUGGCAUGAUGGCACGCUUUACGGACAGUGGCGCUGUCUCAGAGGCAUUCGCGGUGACCAACGGAGUGACGCAAGUCUGCGUUCUCGUGCCUACCCUCUUCAGUCUCAUGCUGCUUGACGCCUACCUUGACGAACACCUAGAGAUCAGCAUCACUUACAGGACAGACGGCCACCUCCUUAACCACAGGCGGAUGCGCUUCCAGUCGCGUGUAUCCACAACCACCGUCCGUGAACUUAGUCGACAACUGCGCCCUCAACACCACCUCGGAAGGGGACAUGCAAAGGAGAAUGGACCUCUUCUCCGCCACCUGCAAUAA
This is a messenger RNA of Spirometra erinaceieuropaei, 1014 nucleotides long. The record is from the annotation of a GenBank genome assembly. NCBI's taxonomy places the organism in Eukaryota, Metazoa, Platyhelminthes, Cestoda, Diphyllobothriidea, Diphyllobothriidae.